Molecule: messenger RNA, 14594 nt
Organism: Gallus gallus (chicken)
Lineage: Eukaryota; Metazoa; Chordata; Aves; Galliformes; Phasianidae
Gene: PIAS1
Product: protein inhibitor of activated STAT 1
Exons: 14
Coding region: 8980-10908 (642 amino acids)
Biological process (GO): protein sumoylation; regulation of transcription by RNA polymerase II
Molecular function (GO): SUMO ligase activity; transcription coregulator activity; zinc ion binding
Source: RefSeq, a predicted model, not a curated record
GGGGUUAUAUGUGGGUAACAUACACACAUUUAAAUUGGGGAAUGUGAUACGGCAUGGGGUAUUGCCAGAUGCCCCAAGUGAAAUGAAAGAUCUCUCUUCCUUAAGAGAAACAGCGGUCAUCUUGCUUGCUGUAAUUUUUCACAUAAUGUUAAGCCAUGAAAUAGUGUUUCCUGUGAUGUAUUUUCUUACCAUGAUCAAGAGUGUUUCAGUCUUGUGCCCCAAUGGAGAGUGUUUGUCCUAUUGAAAGAAAAAUAAUCAGAUAAGAUCAAACCUACUUUGCGGAUCGUAGCCUUGUAAGGUUACUGAAUUCUUUGGUACUCUCCAAGUUCUGGAUAAAUUGAACCAAUAUGUUUUCAUUUCUGUUGGUGAAACAAGGUAACUGGAAGGGCUGUUCGGCAGAUUGCCUCCCUAACUCUGGAGGUUGAGACAUACGUGAAUUUUCCCAAUCUUAAUUACUAUUCCUGUAUAAUUGCAUACAGACUGUAAUUUAUCUCAAGGUAAGCUAUUUAAAGCUCUUUCUAAUUGGAAGGAGUAUACUUGAGUGAUUAAAUCUUUCCUUCAAUAUUUCUUACAUCUCUUUAAAUUGGUUAUUAGAUUGUUGUGAUCUUUGCCUUCUACUCAAGCCUUUUGGAAAUCAUUACACAAUUUGCAAUAAUCAAUUCAAUUAUACAUGGAUCAAAGAAUGAAAAAGAAAAGCUUAUGUUCUAGUAUUGUCAUUCUUGAUACUGUCCUAAGAAGCUGGUUUGGUAAGCACAUGCUGGGAGGUUUUCUCCUUUGUUCUCUCUCCUUUUAAGAAAGUGCCUUUGGGGAUUGAAGAGAUCCCCGGUGUGUUUCUUGUUAGACACAAUUUAUACCAUUAUAAAAAAAAAAAAAAAGUGAGCCAAGAGUUUGAAUGAAAAUUCAUAAUAGCAUUUCCACACAAUGGUGAUGAAAACAAGCCAUUUAAAAGCACGCAGUGGGGAAAUACCCCUCCCCUAAAUACGGGGAAGCAGAUUUGUGGGGGGGGAGGCUGGCAGCACGGCUCUCAGGUGGUGCUGCUAUCAGUGACAAAUGGAUCUCUGGUGUGGAAAUGCGGUUGUUAAGUUGCGUUGUCGAUGCUAAUAAGCGUAAGCUACCUAUUUUGGUAUUCAAUUAGAAUUUUACUCUUCUGUAUUAUGAGCUAUUUUUGCCUAAUCCUUUUAUAAGUUGCUGGGGUUGCGUGUUUCUGCGAUUAAAGGCAAUAUAAUCCACUUUUCAUUGUGAAGUGAGUCCUGGAUUACGUUAUUUUCAUGCCAGUAAUUUGGUGUGUGUCGGUAUCGCUGUGUUUUUAACUGUAUUGUGGUCUAGGUAUCACUUCUCAGGCUUUUCUCCUCAGCAUUGGCGUUGCAGAUAUCAGAUGGAUAAAAUUGGCAGCUGAGCAUCACUGUUGAGCUGUCAAAAUCCCAAUCCGUAACACUUCUUUAUUGCCGAUAAGGACAGAUUGCUCGUUGUGUACACGUAAAUACAGUGUCAGCACAUUUCCAGUAAAAACCCCUCCCAGACGCCAGGGGCCAUCCUGGAAGUGUUUGUGGGCUGUGCAAAUGAAGUUUGUAUUUAUUGCCACUUGUGAGAAGGGGGAGAGGAUAACCGCCGGUUGCUCCAAGUAUCUCUGUUUUGGUUACAAAGAGAUUCAGCAAUCACAGUUAAAAAGCUCAGAUGGGAAGAGAUGGGCUGGGGCAGGAGCACCUAAUGUAGCUGUGUUCUCCAGGAGUAAGAGCCAAGCGUCAGCUGGGUGGGGGAGUGCUCAGGGCUGCAUGGCCGCUGAUGGGAAUGGCUACGGAUCAGGUGCAUGAGGGAUACUUAAAAGCAUCCCUUGGAGCUGGAUUGGGGCAGUUAAGAUUUCUUCAGAUAGCGAAGUUAUUUAUGGGGAUGGAGAUGAUGGAUAUGGUUUAUAGUCUGACCUGUGCUUAUGCAGAGCGCAGAGAUAAGUGCGGACUUGUCACUAAUGUGUUUGGCAUGGCGGGUUUUAUUUCCUGUAAUCUGUUCUUGUAGAAGUCAACAUCUGAUCAUUUUUCUCUUCAGUGCUGUUACAGUGGAAAGCAAAACAGAACUUGUAAACACUUGAGGCUCGAGUGCUGCCUGUAACUGUUCAGAGAUACCCAGCCCUCUCCAUGGCUGCCAGCACCUUGCUGCUGCGUGGCCCCGGAGCCACGCUCAUAACCUUGUGCUGGUGGGGAUGCUGGUGUGGGAGCUGAGCCCCAGGGCUGUGGGCUCCAUUGGCACAGGGGUCUCAUCUAAAAGAGCUGAAUUUGGGGUAACUGUCCCUGCCUUACUGUGACUCAGUGUUUUCAACAGGUAGCUUAUGGACUUUUUUGUAUUACCUGUUGUUCCAAAGGGUUUGUGGCUGGGAAAUGGAUGGACCACUUGCAGCUUUUCUCUUACAGGGUGAUACUGGUGUUUGGCUCUUUGGCCCUUUGCUUCCUGCAACAUUGAGUUGUCUCAGCAUUGACUGUUUACUUCUGCUGCUGUGCUUUCACUUGAGAAAAUUCUGCCUAGAUGUGAGAUGCUACAGGUGCUCCUUUCUAGUGGGAGACCCUGCUUUAUGGCCCCCCACAAAAGUAAAUUAAAAUCUGAAGAAAGCCAGGAGUGAAGAAUGCAAACCCGGUUCUGUGUUUAAAAAGCUGUCGAUCCGUACUGUGUGUGUUCUGCAGUUAGCUCAUGCUGUCCUUGGUAAGCAGGAACUUCACCUCUGGAGAGCAUAGAAAGGAGAAAAGUUUGUCCUGUUCUUAGGGGGAGUGAAAAAGGGAAAACAUUGUUUGGGUGACUGCUGGGACACACACUUGGCAGCCUUGGAGUCCUCUCAGUCCAGCUCAGGUACUGCUUGUCCCAUUGCUGUGUCACUAUUCCAGCUCUGUGUAGGCUAGGACGUGCUCGGAGUGUUGGUUUGGGCCUUUUGAAGUGGGAGUAAUUGGAUUUUACGAUGCAAAAAUUGCAAGUAGUACCUUCAAUGGUAGUCUGUUCAUGAAAUUAAAUGCAUUUCUUAAGAGCAGAUUCUUUUGCUAGUAAAAAUGGUGGGGGGUGUGAGGAGAAGAAAGGACUUGUAGUAGCUUACAGAAGGGUGUUUAUUUCUGUAACUUGGUGCUGUCAAAGCUAUUUUGAACAGCUGUAAGUCACUGCCAAAAAUGUGUCCAUUUCGGAGUAAAUGGGAAACUUUGGGGCUACAACGAAAAGUAAGGGAUCUUAAACCUUUGAAAACAAGAAUAUUUGGAGUUAAGGAUGCGUGGGAUGGGACAUACCGACUUAACCAGCUUUAUUCCAAUCUUGCAGAAUGUUCCAUAGCAGGUAAUGCUAUUCUGUUGCUCCGUGCGCUGUGGUACAAGGCUUUCUAUUGUCAUUUCUCUUCUUCUUUUGCUGAUGCUCCCAUGUCUGAUUUAGGAAUUUCUCAGCUCUUUGCUUAAUCUUAGUCUCCUGCUGGUAUUAGAGGUGCUGCAUCCCUGCUGUUAUGUUAGCAUGUACUGAAGGGAUACCAGAGCACUCCAUAGACAAGCACUGUAUCCCAAAAUUGAAGGAGAGUGGGAACUAGCAGAAGGUGAGUAUUGCAGCGCUUGUCUAGUGUGAAAGAAAUGGAAAACUAGUAUGUAACUACCCAGGGGUCAACCUAAGCUUGACCUUUAGAGGAAACAAUAUAUGAGAAGCUUAUACAGGAAGUGACAUGAUAAGUAAUGGAAAAGGAGCAUCUUAAAGCCAUUGCUUGAUGCAAAUAGAGCAUGAAGCUGUGCGGCAAAGACCAUGUGGUUAUGCUAGAGUUUACUUAGCAUGCAGCGAUGGUGUUACUCAUUUAUGCGCAUCACUGAAGAUUGCUCUGUAGUGAAGUUCUCUGGUUUUGUUUAGGAAAUGGUAAUGAGCUUCCUGGAUAUAUGCUAUUAGCCAUGUGUGAGUUCUGCUUCCACCUGAGCUGCACGGGCUGCAGGCAGUGCUUCAGUUGCCAGAUUCCAUCCUAGAGGUCUGUUUUAACAGCAAGACAGAGUAAGAAAAGGAGAGUUUUAGUCUUCGCCCUGCUCUGGGGCUGAUACACAACCAGCUGCUUUUCCAGAGCAGUAAGCUGUGAAGCAGCUCUUUAUCUCUGUAGAUCUUUUCCUUCACCAUGUUUUACGUGUUUAUAGUGUAUACAGAGUGCUCUUUCCCAGUUUCCAGCCUGGGUCUGGUCUGUCAUGCUAAAUUCAUCAAGCUGAGAGUUCAGAAGGACUCUCCUGUUAGUUUUUCCUAAGUGUUGCUUUCAGUUUGACACUUACUUGCCUCCUUGAUCCCGACAGUAGAUUGUAUGGUACUUCAGGUUGAGUGGCCGCCUAGAAGCCCCCAGUCCAUCUCCUGCUCAGAGUGGGUUCAGCUGCGAGGUCAGAACAGGCUAGGCAGCGCUUUAUCCCAUCUAGCCUUUAAACCCUUGGAGAUGGAGACUGUGUGACCUCUGUGAGCCAUCUCUUUCACUGCGUAACCGUUCUGUGGUGAAAACCGUGUUUCUUCAUAUCCAGUCCUAACCUUUUGUUUCCGCUGUGCUCUUUGUCUUGCACCCUGCUGUGUACCCCUUUGACAAGCCUGGCCCCGUCCUGUUGUGCGUGCUGGAUGGGUAAUGGAAAUGUAGGAGCAAAUCAUUACCAGCCUCAGAAAGGUGCGCAGCUGAACACUGAGACCGCCUGUUGAUACUUCUGGAAAAGUUGAGAGAUGCUUCAAAGAGCUGGACUUCAGAAGUGGCCAGUCUUCUGUUGGAGGUGGUGGCAGGUGGCCGGCACGUCUUCACCAGCAGGCUUGGGAAGGUUCUUGUCUAUUCUGAAAGCUGCUAUACGAAGCUCCCCUGCUCUUUCCUCCAAACCCACUCCAAUUAAAUACACGGUUAUAAAGCAGGCUGAAAGCUGAGCACCUUCUCCUUACUGCUUCCUCGCUUUCUGAAGGUGCAUCCCUUAUGGCUGUAACCCAUAUGUGCAGACACAUAGUAAAUGUUCUCAGAAUCUGUGCUGGGCUAGAGCUGAGUCACAAUCUUCAGGCAAAGGUGACGGCAGAGGGAAGGUAUUCGGAGGCAGGUUUGUGCUUAAUAAGGCAGCCGUUCAGCUUUUCAGCUGGAAACAUCACCAGUUAGCAGGCAGAGUAGAAUGUGGGAUGGAAACAGCAGCGAACCUGGUUUUGCUUGGCAAUUCAGCAGAGGUGCAGCUAUUUAGUUGUUUAUUUUUAAUCACCUAAGCAGAAGUCGACUCCGGUAGGGAUAAUACCUUCGGUUCAGGUAAAGAUCUGUAAUCUGAGCUGCAAAAGUGAGUUGCAAGAAAGUUGUGUGGAUGGGAAUGUUUUCUGCUAUAUUCAUUCCUCAUACUGUUUCUUGAGACUCCCUUGACAAAAUGAUCUCACUUUUGUGCAGAUGUUGUAUCUUGUUUCCCCGGUGCAAAAUAAGAGCCUUUCAAAGAGUCCAAGUAUUUGUGUAGAUUUUCAGCUUAUUGAAAAAUCUGUUAGGGACGGCUCUGCUCAGGCUAUCUAUGGAGUUGUUAGCACACCUAUAAAUACAUCGCACCAAAAUGAGAAAUGGAGAAACUUCAGCAGUGGUACAGAAACAAAGCUGUUCUUUUCCUUAGGUUCCAUGUUGAUUUAGCAGUAUCUCAGCGGGGAAUCUGCUGAGGCCACUUGAUGGCAGGGCUUCAAAUUUUUUUAAUCAAGUAUCAGAACUGUUGUCAGUUUGAAUUACAAGGACUUCAGAUAAUAUUUUUCUAAAGGGAGUACACCCAGGUUUUCAUACAGUUCGUAAUUUUCACUCUUACCUCUUUGCUGUUAGGAUCUGACUCUUUCAGUUGAGAGGUAACGUUUGUAUGAGAGCUCUUGACAAUGUCACUUGGAGUUCUGAGGAAACGGCUGAGAAUAGAGAUGUGCUCCAAACGCAAGUUAAAGAGUGUGAGACCGAGGGUACCUUUAGCUCAGCUUUGUUUCCUUCCAGCCUCCAGAAGUGAAUGUAUAGAGAAGACAAACAAGGGGGCAAAUAUGAGAGAUAAGUCCCACCUUCCUACAGAGCUCUUGCAGUCUGGCUCUCGCCAGCUCAGCCCUCUGACCCUGCUGGGGCUGCAGGCUGGGCGAGCCGGAAUGAGUCCUUCCCCGGUGCUCACACAGGUUGCUCCUGAGCAUGCAUAUGCUGCCUCUGUUCCCAGCGUUGCAAUGGGAAUUUCUGUUGUUCUGCUGCUUGCUGCACAGAGGCCCUUCUCAUUUUGUUUGGAGUCUGGUUCUGUCCAGCUUCAUGCACUGAUCACUCUUGUGUGUCACUAAAGAGGCUGAACAGCUGAUCCCUGUCCUCUCUGCUCAUGCUGCAUGUGGUUCUAUGGGCUGCUGUCGUGUCCAUCCCUGCGUUCUCUGUUUUCAAGGCUGAAAAGUCUUAGCUUUUGCCAAAUGAGUUCUGUCAUCCUUCUGCGAACCUUGUCACUUCUAACAUUUAUGGGUUUUUAAGAUGAGACAACCAAAGCCAUCUACACUUCGAUAUCUGGGUGAACCAGGGAUUAAUAUAGCAAGUAAUGGUUUAUCAUGUUCUCUAUUUCUUUUUGAAUAAUUUCUAACAAUAACUUGUGUGCUUGACUGCAACUGAGCUGGUGUUGCCAUGUGUCUGUUUGUUGAGGGGCCAGAAGCUGCUCUGGGGCUGGGAAAGGUCGCUCAGAGCCCAUUGCUGCUUAUGCCGAGCUCAGUCCAUCUGUCUCCAUAGGCAUCACGUUACGUUUACAUGUGUUGAAUUGCUCUGGCACUCAAUCUCCUGGGAUCUUUUGGUGUUUCCUCAGUGUGCCUUCAUCCUUAUGACCAUGUCGUAUUGUCAGCAACUUUGUCACAGCUGAUCACUUCGUUUUCUAGGUCACUAACAAGCAGGUUAAGCUGCAUGUGCCAGCGUGGGCCCCUGCAGAACUCCAUGCAUGACCUUCCUCUAUUGUUUUAACUUGGAUAGGAUUGUAAUAGAAGAACUUUGAAUAGCAAACUAGGGAUCUCUGGCCUGUUUAAAAAAACAAAAAAGCUGUAAGAAUACCUGGCUUGUGUGUGUGGACUGGAUUUUCAGAGCUUCUUUCAACCUGUGCUAGUCAGUUGUUUUUAAACAUACGUACAACUGAGGAGGUGCCCAGCUGUUUGAAGGGGAAGCAGAGAUGUGUUGAAACUUGUUGCCUAUGUUCAGUUAAUUAGAAAUGCUUUUUUUUUUUUUUUUUUUAAAGGCAGCUUUGUUUUUCAGCCUACAUUCUCAUAGCUUAGUAAAGGACUUGAGCUCUGUGUUAGUGGAUUAACUGCAUUGGCUGCUUUGUUCCUCAGUGCCUCUGGUUGUAUUUUUUCCUGAAAGAUGGUUUUUGCUACUUUUGGGAUACAGGCUGAGCCAGACUGGGGAAAUAAUGCACAGCUUACAGCAUCCUUACCUGGGAGGAAGCUACAUGUUAUCUAGUGAGCCUGCCGGGAGACAGAAGGAUGGAGGCACUUCAUUGUAAAGUGCUGGGCUGAAACCCAGAAAAUCCUGCUUUUGUCAGGAGAUCCUAAAUCUUUUUUUUUUUUUCCUUAAUGCCUUUGGUCUGUAUAUGUGAAAAGGGACAAACAGAGUAUAAAUUCAUGAGCAAGUGAGAGUCAUGCAGAUGACAUUAAUGAGCUACAGAAGGCUUGUAUAUAUGCAAAUUCCUCUUGAGAGUCGGAUUUGGAUGAGUGCUGUUAAUGAGGUGGGGCAGUGGUUCGGCCACCAAAGAUUAAAUAAGUGGGGCAGUGGCUGCAGCAUUGCCCCCUGUGCUCCAUGGGGAGCAAGGAGAGCUGUCUGUGGGCACUGCUGCAGAAAGGCAGAGCGUCUCUAUUCUCACUUGGUCAGGGUUUCCAUGGAAGUCUGAACUGUGCUAUCAACGUUUUCUUAGGCAGCUCUUUUAUGGAGAAAGCCAAGUUAAACGUGGUAUCGUUUUUGGAGUUUACUUGCAGAGUUAUAAUGUAUUUUAAAUCGUAGGUGUGGCUGAAACUUGGCUAGUUUGGGAAAAAAAAAAAAAAAACCUUCAUUCCAUCAGGCAGUUUGUUUCCAUGCAGGGCAGGGGGUUAUUGUGUGAAUAGAUUAAACUAAUCCAGCAUUAUUUUGACUCUGAGAAGAAUCCAGUGGCAGCGGAGGAUGCCGAUGGCACGUGGCAUGGAAUGUCCCUUUGCACUGAGCACGGUUCCUUGGUGUGUCUCCUUAGGCUGGCUUUGGAAGGAGCGUUUCUGUCUGUGCUGUAUAUGGGCCAGGAAAAUAUUGCAUAGAGGAUGUAUUCUUAGCUUUCUAACACCGCUGAGCGUUUUGUCCUGGGAUUAAUCAUUGCUAACUAACGCGUUCUUAAGCACUGCCUGCUUGUCUUUGAGCCUGCAGGUAACAGUGCAGUUAAUUGAUGUAAAAAUAUGUUUGUCCAUUAUAGACAGCACUGGAAGGGUUGGGAGAACAGAGCAGCCCUAGUUCUGAGGGGUGCAGCAGGAAUGUGGUUUUAGGAUCACUCUGUGGGAGUCUGGAUACAUCUCUACACGCUGUCACUGGCUGGUGUCAUUGGAACUGAUGUCUUUAUCUUCUUUUGAGUGCUGAAGAAAAGCAGGAAGGUCUGCUUCCUCUCCUUGUGGCCAUUGGCAGCAUGUUCACCCAUCUUUGACGUUGGUAUUUUUUAUCCAGGUACCGAUUUCUCCUCUCCAAUAAUAAAUGACACUUUAAAAUAGAGGUGUCUCAAUAUCUGAUGUAAAUAUGAAUUCCAUGUCAUGUUGCUGCGUGGUAUAAAAUUUUUGAUAUUUAAUGCACCUGUACAGUUAGGAAUGCGUUAGAUUUUAGAGUACAUUUAAGUAGUCAGACCUGUGAUUUGUAUUCCAUGUUGUGCUGUGAUGGUCAGUCAAUACUUCAUCAGAGUUUGGUAAAUUCGCUUCUCUUGGCUUAGUGGGUACCCACACGUGGUUCAGGCAUGGCUUUCUUGUUGGCACUUCAUUGGUAUGUUGUUUCUCUCUAUUCUAGAUCUCGUCUCAACAAAAAAAAUGAGCCUAGAAUAGCAAAUGGUAAUGAGCCUUAGAGUUUCUGAGCUGCAAGUACUUCUGGGCUACGCAGGGAGGAACAAGCACGGACGAAAACACGAACUUCUCACGAAAGCACUGCAUUUGUUAAAGGCUGGCUGCAGUCCUGCUGUACAAAUGAAAAUCAAAGAACUCUACAGGCGAAGGUUCCCCCAGAAAAUCAUGACGCCCGCAGACUUAUCUCUCUCCAGCGUACACCCAAGCUCCAUGCCAGCAACUUUGUCUCCAUCUACCAUUCCACAGCUCAGUUACGAUGGCCACCCCGCCACGUCACCAUUGCUCCCCGUUUCGCUUCUGGGACCUAAACAUGAACUGGAACUCCCCCACCUCACAUCUGCGCUCCACCCUGUCCAUCCCGACAUCAAACUUCAGAAGUUACCUUUUUACGACUUGUUGGAUGAGCUGAUAAAACCUACCAGCCUAGCAUCAGAUAACAGUCAGCGAUUUCGAGAAACCUGCUUUGCAUUUGCACUGACGCCACAGCAAGUGCAGCAAAUCAGCAGUUCAAUGGAUAUUUCUGGGACCAAAUGCGACUUCACAGUACAGGUCCAGCUAAGGUUUUGUUUAUCAGAAACCAGUUGUCCACAAGAAGAUCACUUCCCACCCAAUCUGUGUGUGAAAGUAAAUGGGAAACCAUGCAGCCUUCCAGGCUAUCUUCCACCAACCAAAAAUGGUGUUGAACCAAAGCGACCUAGCAGACCAAUCAACAUUACCUCACUCGUCAGAUUGUCUACGACGGUACCAAACACAAUCGUUGUUUCGUGGACUGCAGAAAUUGGAAGAAACUAUUCCAUGGCGGUCUAUCUCGUAAAGCAGCUGUCCUCUACGGUGCUACUGCAGAGGUUACGAGCGAAAGGAAUACGGAACCCCGAUCACUCGAGAGCGUUAAUCAAAGAGAAACUGACUGCAGAUCCAGACAGUGAAAUAGCAACAACAAGCUUAAGAGUUUCUCUUCUUUGUCCACUUGGUAAAAUGCGGCUAACUAUACCAUGCAGGGCUCUGACUUGUUCGCACCUGCAGUGUUUUGAUGCCACUUUAUACAUUCAGAUGAAUGAAAAGAAACCAACUUGGGUUUGCCCUGUCUGUGACAAGAAGGCUCCCUAUGAACAUCUCAUUAUUGAUGGGUUGUUCAUGGAAAUCCUCAAGUAUUGUACAGACUGUGAUGAAAUUCAGUUUAAGGAGGAUGGCUCAUGGGCUCCUAUGAGAUCGAAGAAGGAGGUGCAGGAAGUAACCACGUCUUACAAUGGAGUUGAUGGAUGCAUAAGCUCUUCCUUAGAACAUCAGGUGUCUUCUCACCAGCAAUCAAACAAAAAUAAGAAGGUAGAAGUGAUUGAUUUAACCAUUGAUAGCUCGUCAGAUGAAGAGGAGGAGGAACCAUCUGCAAAGAGAAGCUGUCCUUCCAUAUCUCCAGCAUCGCCAAUAAAUAAUAAAGGCAUUUUGAAUUUACCCCAUCAAGCAUCUCCUGUGUCAAGAACACCAAGCCUUCCUGCUGUUGACACCAGUUACAUCAACACAUCGCUUAUCCAAGACUACAGGCAUCCAUUCCAUAUGACACCUAUGCCUUAUGACUUGCAAGGUUUAGAUUUCUUCCCUUUCCUGUCAGGAGACAAUCAGCAUUACAACACAUCCCUUCUUGCCGCUGCAGCUGCGGCAGUUUCCGCAUCAGAUGAUCAAGAACUCUUACACUCUCGUUUUUUCCCAUACACUUCAUCUCAGAUGUUUCUCGAUCAGCUAAAUGCAGGAGGAAGCAGUUCUCUGCCAGCCACAAACGGUAGCAAUAGUGGCAGUAACAGCAGUCUUGUUUCCUCCAACAGCCUGCGAGAGAAUCAUGGUCAUCCAGUUGCAAGUAGGAGCGGCGCGGACACGGCGUCUAUCUUUGGUAUCAUAUCAGACAUUAUUUCGUUGGACUGAUUUUUGGAGAAAACGAACUUGUCAGAGGAAGUCUUUGUGCUUGGUUUUACUUUAUGUUAGAAACAUAGACAGGUUUUUUUCCUUUUUUAGGGAAAAAAAUUUACAUGUACAGAGAACAAAACUAUAUUUUCAGUUUUACUUUUGUAUAUAAACCUAAGAUGGCCUCACUGAUAAAAAUAACAAAAAAAGAAAAAAAAAAAAACAACACAAAGCAAAACACACACACAAAAAAACCCACAAAAACAAGGAACUUCGAUUUUCUGGAUGCUGAAGAUUCUACACCUGUGCAUUUGUCAUGUGAGUUACUUUUUUUGCCCUUAGUUUGGACACAAAUGGCAUUAUUUUCUUCACAGUAACAUAAAUGGGAGAAGGAACUGAACUUCUGAAGUUCAAACUUCUAGGGUUUUUUUCUUUUUCUUUUUUUUUUUUGCCUCUUGGAGACAUCUAUAUUUGGUGGUGGAAUGUAAUUCCCCCAUCCCAUUUUAGUGCAGAUUUUGUUGUGCUUGAAGUGGAAUAAACCCUCCCCAGCCUGUUCCGCACCGUUCCCUCAGUUUGCAGUAUGUAGCCUUUCAGGAGUGUUUAUUUGUCAUUCCUUGUUCUGUGUGACCCUCUGUUCAGCUGACUUGCUUUUUAAUUCCAUGCUUUAAUCAAGCAUGUUGCAAGCUCGUUAGUGCACCAAUUAUUCUGGAGGGCCAGACUCAAUAAAAUGUCAGGCUGAGACAUUUUUUGGCUGUGUUAUGUGGGACAAGACCAAAUUUGUAUAGAAUCAAGCCCCAGAGAAAGGCAUUGACACAUCUGACUGUAGUUUUUUGUUGCUAACAACUUACUAUGAAAUCCUUUUAAGAUAACUUAAGAUCCUAAUCACAAUAUUAAGCAUGUGUCAAUUUGAAACGUGUGGAGCUGCUUGUGCUUUAAGAUCAGCCAUGCGUGUAGAACUGGCCCACUGGGUUGGGCCUGUCUUCUGGCUGGGAAAACCUCCUUUUAGCUGCAGUAGAUCAAAUUUCUGCUUAAAAGUGAACUUGUCAGCAAAAGGAAGAAAACAUAAAUGCCAACGCUCUAUUGCAUGGUUUGUGCAGCUGAUAAUGGUCUUGGUACGCUGUCUUCUGAGUUCUCCUUCACCCGAGUUAAGUUGAUAUUAAAUGUUUAAUGUGAGUCUGUUAAACCAAAAAAAAAAAAAAAAAAAAAAAAAAAAAAAAAAAAGCCCAGCACCCUUCCCUGCACUUAAAUGAAUCUCUGCCUAUUGAAGUCUCUUAGGGUUGUAGGGUUCUUAUUCAGUUUUCUCUUUUUGGCUUGGCAAUUAAUUUGAUUCCCCAUUCCUUUCAGUUCACUUACAUUGCACUUGGAGCCACGUUUGCUUCCUGGUUUCGUUUCUUUUUGUCUUUUAUUUUUCAGCCGUGUGUGACAUAGGAAAAUCUUUUUUUAAGACCUGGUGGAUCAUUUGGGCUGAUCCGUUCUUGUUACAGAGAAACGUGUAAAUAGCUGGAAUGCAGUUUUUCAGGAGAUUCUUUAAAGUGAGAGUAGGGGGAGGGAAGGAGGUGAUUCUCUUGUGUCCCAAAGUCCGCGUCAGAGAGAAAUGAUUUCCUCUGGUGUGAAAACUAUUUUUGUAACUGGUUGAAAGUGCAGGUAACAGGUUUAUCAGGAAGAGAGUGAGGAAUACAGAGGUUAGCAGAUGCUUGUCUGAGUUUUUAAUGUCCCAAGCUGUUGAUUGCAGCUAUAGUUGCUUUGAGCAUUGACGAGGGCCACCUUUUGCCUAUGAAGUUGUCUCAAAAUAUUGCAUUAAUUAAAAAAGGAAAAAAAAAAAAGAAGAAAAAAAAAAAGAAAAAUGACAAAAAAAAAAAGAAAAACGCGUUAAUCCAAGUAGCAUUAGGUAUUGCUGUAUGAUCAGUUGUAUGGUUCUUUGAAAGGUUCACAUGAUUAUGUGGCAUCAAAAUUGUUUUUAGUGUUUUUACAGCAUCCCUCUGCCACUAAAUAGUUGACUUGAAUUUUGAAAACAAACGUUUGUGUUUAUAUGUAUAUGUGUGUGUAUAUAUGUAUUUAUAGAUCUGUGUGUGUGAGUUAAAAGUGAGUUAAAUAGUUUUUCCCAUGCAUGUGUAUUUCAUACAUAUCUGGCUGAUAUAUAUAUAUAUAUAUAUAUAUUUCACCAUACACCAAUUUUAUAAUUUAUUAAAUGUCAGUUAAAAAAAAAAUAAAAUAAAAGGAUAGAAAAUGGGAAAUACUUAUUUUUUAAACUCAGUCUGAUUUCAAAGUGAUUAAACCUACAUUAGGAAUAUGUCUCAUACAUUUUAGUCAUGAGUACUGACCCGGUAACCGCAGAGCAGCCGCGCCGUGUCCGUACCUUUUGUAAAGCGGAGCACCCAGGGACGUUAGCAGAGCUCAGCGAGGCGUGCAGCGUUCCCACUGACUGUGUACUGAAGAGGAGCUGAGGAGCAGCCCGCGUCCGUUUCCACCACGGUAUUAAAAUCUUUUUAAUUCACAUAUAAAACCAAUUGUGGUAAGACGGGAUCUGGCAUCUUGCUGCCCGCGCUUGGAGAUUGAGGCCGCCUGGUGAUGUCUUCCACUCCUCCCGCGUUGCCCCGAAGGGAAGGAAGGCUGCUCAGUUCGCUGCUGCCAUCUCCAACCUCGAUGCUCUGCAAAGAAGGGAGAGAAACGUUCCCGAAGCUCUUUGCGGUGUGAAUCCCAUACGCUUUGAGUAUUCAUGUUUCACGCUGGGGUGUGCUGUAUAGUCGAUAAUCUCUGUGCCUCUGACCACAGUUAACGUGACUUGGUAGAAGUCUCAGUCUGAGUUCUCAAAGUUCCCUGCAAAUGGAGCUCCAAUCUCCCCCAUCAGGUUGCCGAUGAGAAGAGCUGCUGCAAAGUGCUGCAGUGUGUGCCUGCUGAUGUGGGACAGCCGUGGUCCUUCGGUGGUGGUUCGUGUCCCUGAGUUCCUGCAGGGGAGGGACGGGGGUGGGUGCUCUGUAUGGGGUCAGGGUGUGCACACAGCGUGGGCUGGACGUGGCUCUGGGUCCUGGUGGGCAUUACUGCUGCGCUGUAAGGGAAUAAACCACCACACUGAACUCCAGUCUGCACCACGCAUUGAGAGCGUGUUGGUGCUGUCACAUCACAGGUGUGGUAGCAGCUCUGGGCCGGCCCACUGCCCCCCAUGCAGAGUGCCUGAGUGGAUGCAGGGCUGAUGGACAGCCGUGGAGCGGCACCCAUACACAGCGCUGUGGGGAGAGCAGUGGGAUGGGAAUUCCUCACUGCAGGUUCACAUUUCAGGGUUUUAAGCACAUUUAAAAUAUAUUAGAAAGGGUUUUGUUUUGUCAGUGUAACUGUUUUGGUUUUUUUCCUUUUUUUGUUUUCUAACAGAGCUUAGAUUUCUAACAAGGGAAAAUUGCUGGUGGUCCCCCAAAGUGCUGCUGUUAAUUGUUUUAAUUAACAAAGGGAAAAAAAUGUAUAUAAGCAGAAUAUUAAAAUGACCAUUAACUCAGAUCUGUCAUUCAUUGCCUUAAAACUUUCUCAUAGUUUCCAUACGGCAUGCCAAACCAGUACAUGGCUUUUAAAGAUGUAUAGUAGACCGAUGUCAGUUUGUAUAAAAGUACCAAGUGAAAAUAUUUAUUAUAUGCAUUGGAAAAAAAACAAAUGGUUUACCUAUUGAAUGUUACCUGUUUAUGUAGAAAUCUUUAGAUGUAAUAAAAAGCAUUCGGCUA